GAACAUGUGUACUCUAGAAAUAUAACACGUAUUUUAGACAGACUUUUGGAUGGUUACGAUAAUAGGCUUCGACCUGGAUUUGGAGGUCCAGUGACUGAAGUCAAAACAGAUAUAUAUGUAACCAGCUUCGGUCCUGUGUCAGAUGUUGAUAUGGAAUACACAAUGGAUGUGUUUUUCCGCCAGACAUGGAUUGAUGAAAGACUGCAGUUUGAUGGUCCUACAGAAAUACUUAGGUUGAACAAUUUAAUGGUCAGUAAAAUCUGGACACCAGAUACAUUUUUCAGAAAUGGGAAGAGAUCCAUCUCUCAUAAUAUGACAACACCAAACAAACUUUUCAGAAUUAUGCAAAAUGGAACAAUUCUUUAUACUAUGAGAUUGACCAUUAAGGCUGAGUGCCCAAUGAGGUUGGUGAAUUUUCCAAUGGAUGGCCAUGCUUGCCCACUCAAAUUUGGAAGCUAUGCUUAUCCAAAAAGUGAAAUAGUCUAUACUUGGAAAAAAGGACCCCUCUACUCAGUGGAAGUACCUGAAGAAUCAUCAAGUCUUCUCCAAUAUGAUUUAAUUGGACAAACAGUUUCUAGUGAAACUUUGAAAUCCAGUACAGGCGAAUAUAUAGUUAUGACAGUGAAUUUCUACUUGCAAAGGAAAAUGGGAUACUUUGUAAUACAGACAUAUAUCCCCUGCAUAAUGACAGUCAUUCUUUCACAGGUUUCAUUUUGGAUCAAUAAGGAAUCUGUUCCAGCUAGAACUGUUUUUGGGAUUACAACUGUACUUACAAUGACUACAUUAAGCAUCAGCGCCCGGCAUUCCUUUCCUAAAGUAUCAUAUGCCACAGCCAUGGACUGGUUUAUAGCUGUUUGCUUUGCGUUUGUCUUCUCUGCACUCAUUGAAUUUGCAGCUGUGAACUAUUUUACAAACAUCCAGACUCAGGCAGCAAUAAUAAAAGCAGCAAAAGAAUCGGCGUAUGCAGCAGUAAAUGCAGUGAAAGAGGAUGAAAGCAUUGUGCACUCUGAUUCCAACUGCAACUUAAAAAAAAGAAUUAACUCAACGGCUUCUCAGCGAGAUUUGUCAGUGGAUGACAACAUACCAUCUUUUAGAACAUCAGAUCAUAAACGAUCCUAUAUCACAACGCCAGAUCUUACUCAGUUAGGAAUCUCAUCAAACCCUCUCAUGGGGACGAGUAAAAUAGAUCAGUAUGCCAGAAUACUAUUUCCAUUGGCAUUUGCAGGUUUCAACUUAGUAUACUGGGUUGUUUAUCUUUCAAAAGACACUAUGGAAGUGAAUCUCAAUAUUUGA
Messenger RNA from Bombina bombina (fire-bellied toad), 1293 nucleotides. It is a transcript of the gene GABRA6, whose product is annotated as gamma-aminobutyric acid type A receptor subunit alpha6. The coding region runs from base 151 to 1293 and encodes 380 amino acids. Gene Ontology annotation, molecular function: GABA-gated chloride ion channel activity; GABA-A receptor activity; benzodiazepine receptor activity. Gene Ontology annotation, cellular component: neuron projection; postsynapse; synapse. Lineage: Eukaryota; Metazoa; Chordata; Amphibia; Anura; Bombinatoridae. The transcript has 8 exons. Gene Ontology annotation, biological process: monoatomic ion transmembrane transport; nervous system process; synaptic transmission, GABAergic. The record is from RefSeq and is a predicted model, not a curated record.